Staurois parvus is the source of this 468-nucleotide messenger RNA. NCBI's taxonomy places the organism in Eukaryota, Metazoa, Chordata, Amphibia, Anura, Ranidae. The record is from the annotation of a GenBank genome assembly.
UGAUGAUCAAUGUAGCCCCAUCAGUGCCACCUGUCAGUGUCCAUCAAUGCCACCUGUCAGUGUCCAUCAAUGCCACCUGCCAGUGCCCAUCAGUGCCACAUCAAUGCCACAUAUCAGUGCCUACCAGAGCACAUCAAUGCCACAUAUCAGUGCCCAUCUGAGCUGCCUUUCAGUGCCACCUAUCAGUGCCAGUCAGUGCCACCUAUCAAUGCCAUCAGUGCCACCUAUCAAUGCCAGUCAGUGCCGCCUAUCAAUGCUGCCAAUCAGUGCUGCCUAUCAGUGCCAGUCAGUGCCGCCUAUCAAUGCUGCCAAUCAGUGCCGCCUAUCAGUACCAGUCAGUGCCACCUAUCAGUGUCACCUAUCAGUGCCACCUAUCAGUGACAUAUAUGAGUGAUGCCUUUAUGAGUGUCCAACAGUGAUGCCUGUCAAUGCCCAUCAGUGCCACCUACCAGUGCCUCCUCAUCAGUG